AUGGCUUCAAUGUUCUCAGAUGAGCUUAAUUAUCUUAUAUUUAGAUAUCUUUCAGAAAAUGGUUUUGUGCAUACAGCUUUCGCUUUCAGUUGUGAAUCCGGUGUUGCCACUUCUGAUAUAGAUUACAAUAAUGUGCCAAACGGGAGUCUUAUUACUAUUGUUCAGAAAGGAAUUUUAUAUGCACAUGCUGAAGUACAAGAAUUUUUAGCUGAUAAAGGAAAAUCUAAGGAUGAAAUUGAGGGAGUUAAACUCAGUCUUAUUGAAUCGGUAACUCCAAAGAAUUCUGGUAUUGAUAUAAAUCAGUUAAAACAAGACAAUAACUCUAAUUCAACACAUCAACCUAACGGCGGUAUAAAUGAGAAUACAUCAAAUGCGAUAAAUAGUAUGAUGAAUGGGUUAAAUGAUUAUAAAAAUAUGCAGUUGCCAUCUACAUCUGGUUUACUGGAUGACUCAGUAUCUAUGGACACGUCAAAUGAUUUAGAUAAAACUAAAAAUAAGGAAAGAAUUGAUAGACUUAACAAAUUAAAUGUUUCAGGAAUUAAACCUAAAAAAGAAAUUGAUAACCGUACAACACAAAAUAAUCGUGAUCGUCUUUCUCCUGUUAACAAAUUUCAUAUUUCUUCAUUAACUAAAGGAGAUUCUACACUUGUCAAUAAUGAGAAAGAUCGUAAAGAUUUAAAUAUUGAGAAUGCUAUUAUUAAUAUGAGUAAUGGUAUAAAUGCAUCUCUACAUUCUAUAGUAACAUCAACGAAUGGACAAUUAAACUCAUUAAAUAAUACAAUGAUUCACAACAAAUUUUUAAGUCAAAAUUUACCUAAUUAUACUACUUUAAAAUCACCGGCUUCAAUUUCUGCACCGAAUCCAAAUUAUACAAGUUUAUCUAAUAUCAGUAACGGGUGUGUCAAUAUUGCAUAA
Strongyloides ratti is the source of this 915-nucleotide messenger RNA. RefSeq names its product LisH dimerisation motif domain and LisH dimerisation motif, subgroup domain-containing protein. The record is from RefSeq and is a predicted model, not a curated record. Gene Ontology annotation, molecular function: transcription corepressor activity; protein binding. The transcript is spliced from 4 exons. Gene Ontology annotation, biological process: regulation of transcription by RNA polymerase II. The coding region runs from base 1 to 915 and encodes 304 amino acids. NCBI's taxonomy places the organism in Eukaryota, Metazoa, Nematoda, Chromadorea, Rhabditida, Strongyloididae. Gene Ontology annotation, cellular component: histone deacetylase complex.